Messenger RNA from Colletotrichum chrysophilum, 1257 nucleotides. RefSeq lists its product as uncharacterized. The transcript has 3 exons. Bases 1 to 1257 code for a protein of 418 amino acids. NCBI's taxonomy places the organism in Eukaryota, Fungi, Ascomycota, Sordariomycetes, Glomerellales, Glomerellaceae. The record is from RefSeq and is a predicted model, not a curated record.
AUGUCCAACGAAGACUGGCCUCUGGACACCAUGCCAGACGGUAUCCAAGACAGUUUCGAGGCUCAACAGCUCCGGAACAGAUACCUCGCUGGCACCGCGGGCAGCCCGUAUUCCGAUCCUGAUGCUUUCAUGCUCUUUCAGAGGAUGCAACAGUUUGAUGCCCCUUUCAGCAACAAGCGACCAGUCAUGGAUCACAAUCAGUCAUGGCAGCCCGAGGGCAUGCCGUACGCGAACGACAUGCAGUCCAUGUUUGCGCCGAUGCAGUUCCAGUUUGGUGUUUCGUCCGUCGAUGAUAUCUCCAUGUCAGCCUCUGGUGGUUUGAGUCAAAACAUGCCCAUCUCCUCUCCUGUCUUCUCAGCAUCCGAGUCGGGCGCCAGCUUUGGCAGCUUCUCCUCCACCGGUGCACCCAACCUCCUUGACUCCGGUUCCUUCAGCUCAACAGACGGCUCGGCCAUCAUCAACAGCCCUCCCCAGCAGUUCGAUUACGUCAACUCUCCCUUCACGUCGUCGUCUAUGAUGGCUGAAGAUCUCUCCAGCAUCAAGGCAGCCCCUCCUUCACCUCAACCCUUCUCUGAGCCAACGCCGAUUCACUUCUUCCAGGCACCUCCCGAGCAGAUUGCAGAGCCUGGGCGGUGCCACAUGGACGAUUGUCACGCCGUGGGAGUCUCUGCUGCCGGGAGUCAUAGCAUGAUCCUGAAGUCUGAACCACAUGCUCGCAUACUGCCUUCGAAGCCUCGCAAGGAGCUUCCCGAGAAGCCACGUUCUCGCCGCGCCAGCUCUCCAGCCCGCAAGUCGGUCCCAUCAGCUCCCAAGGUAGAGCUUAGGCCGAAGCAAUCGAAGCCCUGCCCGGUGCCAUUCUCUUUCGCAGAAUCCGUGGAACGCUCCGCCAAGGACAAGUAUCUUCUCAAGGCCAAGGCAGAGGGACUGACAUACCGCGAGAUUCGCGUCAAGGGCAACUUCAGCGAGGCGGAGUCAACCCUCCGUGGCCGUUAUCGCACCCUUACCAAGAGCAAGGAGGAGAGAGUUCGAAAGCCCGAGUGGACUAGUCAUGAUAUCCAUCUCCUCAAAAGGGCUGUGCGCAAGUUCUCCAAGGGUAACGAUCCAGCUUCAACCAAGAUUCCAUGGAAGCAGGUGGCCGAGUACAUUUACUCGCAUGAUGGAUCGUACCUGUUCGGCAACGCCACUUGCCGCAAGAAGUGGGAUGAACUCGCCAUGUGCUCUGCAGGAAGACGCAUCGGCGGAAGUGGAACCAUGUAG